Cheilinus undulatus (humphead wrasse) is the source of this 3357-nucleotide messenger RNA. RefSeq names its product transient receptor potential cation channel, subfamily A, member 1b (gene trpa1b). Lineage: Eukaryota; Metazoa; Chordata; Actinopteri; Labriformes; Labridae. Gene Ontology annotation, biological process: transmembrane transport; monoatomic ion transport. The transcript has 27 exons. Gene Ontology annotation, cellular component: membrane. The record is from RefSeq and is a predicted model, not a curated record. Gene Ontology annotation, molecular function: monoatomic ion channel activity; protein binding. The coding region runs from base 1 to 3357 and encodes 1118 amino acids.
AUGAACUUCAGCAGGGAGGUGGCCCGGCAAACCAGUUGUUAUACGUAUGUGAUAGAGGAUGAAGAUCCAGCCCUGGCAAGCCUUAACGUAUUUGAGUUGGCCGAGAAGGGCGACCUGGCCCUUCUGGAGAACCUGGUCAGGAAGAGCCCAGAGGUUCUGAAGGAGAAAGAUGAAUUAGGAGCCAGUCCGCUUCAUCACGCUGCCGCAGGGGGCUACAUCAACCUCAUCCACUUCAUCACCAAUGUCAUCGACGCACCAGAGAGGAACAGCUGUGAUGACCAGGGCAACAUGCCGCUGCACUGGGCAGUGGAGAAGAACAGGACAGAGAGCUGCAGGGCUCUGCUGGAGCUGGGGGUCGACCCCAACAUCCUGAACACGGCCCUCCUGUCCCCUCUGCAUCUGGCUGUCAGCCUGGGACACAACGGCCUGGUGGAGCUGCUGCUGACCUACAACGCCACAGACUGUAAUCUGCAGGGAGACCUUGGGAACACCCCGUUGAUUCUGGCCUGCUCCAUCAAUAACUGCGAGGCUCUCAGCAUAUUGAUAGCGCAUGGAGCGCGCCUCUGCCAGCAGAACAAGCUCGGCCAUUUCCCCGUCCACGCUGCUGCCUUUGCAGGAUCAAAAAAAGCCAUGGAGGUGAUCCUGAAGGCCGGUGAGAAGACUGGCCACCAAAUUGAAGGUCAUAUCAACUACUUAGACAAGUCGAGGAGUAGCCCCCUCCAUCUGGCCGUACGUGGGGGGAACACUGAAACCAUCCAACUCUGCAUCAGUAUGGGAGCAAAAAUUGACCAACAACAGAAUGACAGGUCCACGCCGCUUCAUUUGGCCUGCACCCAGGGUGCUACUGAGGUAGUCAAACUGAUGCUGUCCUCCAUUGACCAAGUGGAAGAUGUCAUUAACCUGACUGAUGGGGCAUGUCAGACCCCCCUACACAGGGCUACAAUAUUUGACCACACGGAGCUGGCAGAGUACCUAAUUUCAUUGGGUGCAGACCUUAAUCGUAUUGAUUGUAAAGGGAACUCUCCCCUGCUGCUUGCUACAAGCUGUGGAGCGUGGAAAACAGUGACUCUGCUGCUUACAAAAGGGGCAAAUAUUAACGUGAAAGACAGAUGUGGUUGUAACUUCCUUCACUUGGCCAUCCUGCAGCCUAAAGGUCUGAAAAACCUCCCUGAAGAAGUACUACAGCGUAACAGUGUGAAGGCAUUGCUGAGCUGCGAGGAUAACGAGGGCUGCACCCCGCUCCACUACGCGUGCAGACUAGGGAUCCAUGACUCAGUCAAGAACAUGCUGGGCCUCUCGGGGCAGGUCGGCCUCGCAUGCAAGUCCAAGGACAAGAAGUCUGCCCUGCACUUUGCUGCUCAAUACGGCCGCAUCAAUACGUGCCACAGGUUACUGGAGACCAUCACCGACUCUCGGCUGCUAAAUGAAGGUGAUGAGCGAGGCCUGACUCCACUCCAUUUGGCUUCAAAGGAGGGCCACACUAAAGUGGUGCAGCUGCUACUGCGCAAAGGAGCUCUCUUUCACUGCGAUUACAAGGGCUGGACUUGCCUGCACCAUGCUGCAUCAGCAGGAUACACAAAAACUAUGGACAUUCUCCUGUCAGCCAAUCCAAAACUACUGGAUAAAGUAGAUGAGGAUGGGAACACUGCACUCCACGUCGCAGCGAGAGAGGGUCAUGUGGCUGCAGUCCGGCUCAUGCUUGGCCGUGGAGCAGAGAUUGUCUUGAACAAGAAUGACACGUCGUUUCUCCAUGAAGCCGUGCAAAACGGGAGGAAAGACGUGGUGAACGCUGUGAUUGACAGUGACAGACUAGCUGAGGCUCUGAGACUGUUCAUCCCCGGCUCCGGCCAGCGAUGUCCUAUCCUAGACAUGAUUGAAUUUCUUCCUGAAACCUGCAAGCACCUGUUGGACAGCUGUGUGAGGGAAUCUGAUCACGACCCCAACAGUCCGGACUAUCAUAUCGAGUAUGAUUUCGGAUUUCUCCAAGCUCCUCUGAUCAGGGUGAAAUCGUCUGACAAGACACAGAGAGUUCCUCCUCUGGCUGCUCUGAAUGCGAUGGUGCAGUACAACCGAAUUGAACUCCUCAACCAUCCCGUCUGCAAGAAGUACCUGGCAAUGAAGUGGGUUGCCUAUGGCAGCAAGGCUCAUGUGCUCAAUAUGAUCAUAUACAUCUUAGGCCUGCUGCCCCUCACUCACCUGAUCAUAAAUCUGAGACCCUCCCUGAACAUCACUGAAACAGGCGAGCAUGAAAUCAUCAUGGUGCCCACUUCUUUCAUUGAGCAAAGUGUGCUUUUGUCCGUCUGCAUGCUCAUGGUCUUGGUUAUGAGCAUCUACUCCUUAGUGAAAGAAGUGGUGCGGAUAUUUGAACAGCGCUGGAAAUACUUCAGAGAUCUUUCCAACCACAACGACUGGUUUUCAGCUAUCCUCUGCCUCCUCUUCGUCAUUCCCAUCAUGGUCAAUGCGGAAGGUUCCCUGCACUGGCAAGCAGGGGCACUGGCAGUUUUAAACUCCUGGGUUGGAUUUCUUCUUUAUCUCCAGAGAUUUGAGGGCGUUGGCAUCUAUGUUGUGAUGUUUGGAGAGAUCAUGAAGACGUUGAUGCGCAUAGUAAUGCUGUUCAUGUACAUGCUGUUAGCCUUCGGUUUGGCGUUCCAUGCUCUAAUGCUCAACCAGAAUGAGUUUGACAGUGUGCCGCUCUCAGUCAUGCAAACCUUUGUGAUGAUGGUCGGGGAAAUGAACUACCAAAAUAACUUCCUGGAACCUUAUCUAAAGCGUCAGCUUCCUUUUGGUCCCAUGACUUACUUCAUUUUUGUGCAAUUUGUUCUGCUCAUCCCGAUCCUAUUGGUGAACCUGAUGAUUGGUUUAGCUGUUGGAGACAUUGCUGAAGUACAAAGAAAUGCAGCCCUAAAACGUAUAGCCAUGCAGGUUGACCUCCACACCGCUCUGGAAAACAAGCUGCCUUACUGGUUCUUGAAACAAGUCGACAAACCCUCUUUGAUCAUCUACCCUAACCGCAAGUGCACCAAGUAUUUCUUUAAGACCCUGAUCUUGGGUGAUGAGGAGCAGCAGGAGGUGUGGAGUCGUGUUAAGGCCAAAUCACAGGCUUGCACUUUUCUGCAGACUGAGCUCAUGAAGCAGAAGAACAGGAUGAAGGAGAUGUCAAGCAUGAUGGAGAAGCAGCAGGACCUCCUGAAGCUUGUCAUCCAGAAGAUGGAGAUCACCUCAGAGGCAGACGAGCAUGACGGCCCUGUGAAUAUCAAGAGAAGCAUGUGGCCGAGCCCGAGUCAGGUCAAACCGAGGGGUACCAGCACGUCUCGAUGGGUCCCUCUGAUGAAGGCCAUCCAGGCUAAGAAGUGCUGA